Messenger RNA from Chaetomium globosum CBS 148.51, 1578 nucleotides. RefSeq lists its product as uncharacterized. Bases 1 to 1578 code for a protein of 525 amino acids. The transcript has a single exon. The record is from RefSeq and is a predicted model, not a curated record. Lineage: Eukaryota; Fungi; Ascomycota; Sordariomycetes; Sordariales; Chaetomiaceae.
AUGAAGACACUGAAAUGGAUGCGUCUCAAAACCACUUGCCGGGAGGUUGAGCGCCUUGCCAAAGAGCAGUUUGACGUCCCAGCAACUCUUGUAUUGCCUUUGGUCGUCGGCGGCUUCAAUGUCCUUUACAGAGUCCAUCUGGAGGGUGUCUUGCAAAGCCCCGAUGUCAUGGUCCGACUUCCAUGUCCCAACCUAGUCCAGUUCCCAGUCAAAAAGACGAUCCAGGUGGCCGCGACAGCAAAAUACAUUGCAGAAAACACUCAGAUUCCCAUCCCCCGUCACUUCUUCUCCGGCAAUGACCCCACUCUCGGAUCAUUUGUGAUACUCGAGCGUGUCGAAGCCUGCGGGAGCAUGGCAGCUCGACUAACCCCCCCCAACGACGACCAGAGCGUGGGCCACAUCCUCAACUCCGACAUCGCAGAAGCCACGCUUGCGCAUCUGUGGGGCAAGGCCGCCGAAUGUCUUCUACAACUUUCCCGCCUCACGUUCCCGCGAAUCGGCGGCUUAGUUGAGGUCAAGGCCGAGAGCGGAGCCAAAGCCGAAGACCCAAACAACAACAAGAACAACAACAACAACGACAGAACCUCAUACGAAAUCACCGGCCGACCGCUGACCCACAACAUGACGGACAUGAUCCGGCUCGCCAACAUCCCGCACGCCGCCCUCCCACCCCCAAACACAACCUACCCCACCGCCGACGCCUGGUACACCGCGCUAGCCGAGAUGCACCUGGCGCAGCUAGUAUUCCAGCACAACGACGCCGUCACAUCGGCCGACGACUGCCGCAACAAGCUCGUCGCGCGCCUUUUAUUCCGCCAGCUGGCGCGCCAGGGGCGGUUGUCGUGUUUUGGGUUCGCCGAGGAUGACUGGUCUGCGCAAGCAAGGUUGCGCAGGAGCAGCAGUGUGGAGGCAGCUGGUGGUGGAGAUGGAGGGAACGGGAGGGGGAGGGAGGAACUUGCCCCCGCACCAGCGGGAGAUGGGGCGUUUCGGAUGUGGGGGGAUGAUUUCCGGGCGGGGAAUAUGCUGCUCGACGAGGCGGAUGAGCUGAUGACGGUGAUCGAUUGGGAGUUUGCCUACGUGGCGCCGACCCAGUUCGCGCUGGACCCGCCCUGGUGGCUGCUGCUUAAGCUAGCUAAGACGUGGUCGGGUGGUGUGGAUGACUGGUUGCGGGUGUAUGAGGGGCGGCUUGGGACGUGGUUUGCGGCGAUGGAGCGGGCGGAGAGGAGGGUGCCGGGUGGCGGGGUGGACGGGCCGGGGGCGUUGCCGGUUUCCUUGUCGAGGUAUAUGCGGGAGAGUUGGGAGACGGGCCGGUUCUGGCUGAGCUAUGGGGCGAGGAAAAGUUGGGCGUUUGACAUGGUGUUUUGGAAGUUUUUGGAUGAGAGGUUCUUUGGUCAGCGGGCGGGCGAUGUUCUAAAAGAGGAUUUGUGGAAGACAAGAGUGGAUUUGUUGACAAAGCGGGAGAUGGCAGCGCUGGAGCCGUUCGUGGAGAGAAAGAUGAGGGAAUCUAAGGACAGAGUUAUUGUGGAAUGGGAUCAGGAGGAAGCCAAAAACCGGCUGUCCGAGGUCUUGUUUGACUAG